This is a messenger RNA of Antechinus flavipes (yellow-footed antechinus), 5679 nucleotides long. It is a transcript of the gene COLGALT2, whose product is annotated as collagen beta(1-O)galactosyltransferase 2. The record is from RefSeq and is a predicted model, not a curated record. The coding region runs from base 408 to 2300 and encodes 630 amino acids. Gene Ontology annotation, molecular function: procollagen galactosyltransferase activity. The transcript is spliced from 12 exons. Lineage: Eukaryota; Metazoa; Chordata; Mammalia; Dasyuromorphia; Dasyuridae.
AUUUCCUAAGCCCGGGGCGUCUGAGCUGGGACUAAAGGGAGGGCAGGGGUUGAGUGCUUUAUAAAACUAGUGUAAAGUUUGUGCGUGCACCAGGCUGGUUGAGCUCAGAUCGACCUUCCACCCCUUGCAGCCUUCUCUGCUGUGAGCCCGAGCCGUGGCCGUGACAGUGUCAGCCGAAGUAGCAGCAACCACAAAAACAGCGGCGGCAGCGGCGGCGGCAGCAGCAGCCUGCUCCAGCUCCGCAGCAGAACCGCACCCCCCCCCCCCCUUCCUUCAUCCCCACCCCCUCGCUCUCUGCCCAGCCCCGCUCAGUCUCGUCUGGCUGCUCGGCUCUCCUGGCUCGGUUCAGUCUGCGGGGAAGCCUCGCUCCGUGCUCCCCUCAGCUGAGGACUCAUCGGGCGCGUAACAUGGCUGAGCGCCCCGCCACCCCUCGCCCCUGGUCAUGGCUACUGGUCUUCCUUUCCUUGGCUUCGCUCUGGAGCUGCCUGCGGGCGCGCUUCGCAGCUGAGGCAGACCCCAAAGACCCGGAGGCAGAGACGGAGAUGGUAGUUUUCCCAGAGUCGUCCUUGCAGAAACCCACGGUGUUCGUGACCAUCCUGGCUCGCAAUGCUGCGCACACGUUGCCCCAUUUCUUGGGCUGCUUGGAGCGACUGGACUAUCCCAAGGACAGGAUGGCCAUCUGGGCAGCUACAGAUCACAAUGUUGACAACACAACAGAGAUCCUCAGAGAGUGGCUGAAGAAUGUUCAGAAAUUAUACCACUAUGUGGAAUGGAGGCCUAUGGAUGAUCCUCAGUCUUACCCUGAUGAAAUUGGACCAAAGCACUGGCCAGGCUCCCGGUUUACACAUGUCAUGAAGCUCCGGCAGGCUGCCCUUCGAACUGCGAGGGAAAAAUGGUCAGACUACAUCCUGUUUAUAGAUGUUGACAAUUUCUUGACUAAUCCACAAACCCUCAAUCUGAUGAUCUCCGAAAACAAGACUAUUGUGGCCCCAAUGUUGGAAUCUAGAAGUCUCUAUUCUAAUUUCUGGUGUGGAAUCACACCUCAGGGCUACUAUAAACGGACCCCGGACUACAUUCAGAUUAGGGAAUGGAAGAGAAGAGGCUGUUUUCCUGUCCCCAUGGUCCACUCCACAUUCCUCAUUGACCUCAGAAAAGAGACUUCACAAAAGCUAAUGUUUUUUCCCCCGCACCAGGAUUAUGCCUGGACUUUUGAUGACAUUAUUGUCUUUGCCUUCUCCAGUAGGCAAGCAGGUAUUCAGAUGUAUCUCUGCAACAGAGAACACUAUGGCUACCUUCCCAUCCCACUGAAGCCACACCAGACACUGCAAGAGGACAUCGAGAACCUCAUUCACGUGCAGAUAGAAGCAAUGAUUGACCGUCCUCCUAUUGAACCUUCCCAGUAUGUCUCAGUUGUCCCCAAAUACCCGGACAAGAUGGGAUUUGAUGAGAUUUUCAUGAUAAACCUCAAACGGCGGAAGGACAGACGAGACCGAAUGUUGCGCACACUUUAUGAACAAGAAAUCGAGGUCAAAAUUGUAGAAGCAGUGGAUGGAAAGGCCCUGAAUACAAGUCAGCUGAAAGCUCUGAAUAUUGAUAUGCUACCUGGCUACAAGGAUCCCUAUUCUUCCAGGCCUUUGACAAGGGGUGAAAUUGGAUGCUUUCUUAGCCACUAUUCUAUCUGGAAAGAGAUAAUUGACCGAGAACUGGAGAAGACACUUGUUAUUGAGGACGAUGUGCGUUUUGAACAUCAGUUUAAGAAGAAACUUGUGAAGUUGAUGGAUGACAUUGAUCGUGUGCAACUAGACUGGGAACUGAUUUACAUUGGUCGGAAGAGAAUGCAAGUACAAGAACCAGAGAAGGCUGUACCCAAUGUCAUGAAUCUAGUUGAGGCUGAUUACUCCUACUGGACUUUGGGCUAUGUCAUCUCCUUAGAAGGGGCUCAGAAGUUGGUUGGAGCUGAUCCCUUUGGAAAAAUGUUGCCAGUGGAUGAGUUUCUGCCAGUUAUGUACAACAAACAUCCUGUAACCAAAUAUAUGGAGUACUAUGAACCUAGGGAUCUGAAAGCUUUCUCAGCUGAACCCUUACUCAUCUAUCCCACCCAUUAUACGGGGCAGCCCGGUUACCUGAGUGACACAGAGACAUCCACCAUCUGGGACAAUGAAACUGUGUCCACCGACUGGGAUCGGAAGCACUCUUGGAAGUCUCGGAAGCAGGAGCAAAUCCACAGCAACGCCCAGAACACAGAUGCUUUACCCCCUACCACUUCCCUAGACACAGCGCCCUCGAGGGAUGAGUUAUGAUGGAUCUCAUGGUUCUAUCUCCAACUGGACCUGCCUGUUGCUUUUUGUUUGUCUUUAGAGAUAAUCCUUCAGUUUCCUUUUGUAUUUCAUUGUCACUCUCAGAAGAUCAACUUGAUUGAUUCGUCUGAUGGAAAAUAGUAAAUUAUUAGAAAAGAAAAGCAAUGAAAAUAAUUUAAGUAGAAGGCUCUAGGAAGAUGGAAAGAUAGGCUUCUUUUGAAAAAAAAAUUAAGAUAUCUUUCAGUUUGGUUUGGUCAGAUGCUUUGAUUCAUCACCUUUGUGAAAUGGCUGCUCACAGGAAGGGCAGAAUCUGUAGCUGAGUGAUCCAGACUACUAUGGGCUAAUCACCAGGCUAUCAGGAGACCCCCGAACAUUGUUGAGACAAAACCAAUAAUUGGUCCAGUAGUUUUGUGGUUAUGGGGGAGCAUCACCAUUGCCAAAAACUACGUAAAAGUCAACCUUUUUUUAGCUGAAUUAUCUCUUAAAUGUUUUAGUGAGACUUAAUUAUGGUAAUCCUGUUCUACCUUCUUUUGGAAAACAAAAGGUACUUUUGCAGAGUGAUUUUUUUUUUCUUUUGUAUGAUUUGACUCUAAAUUCUCAUAUAUCAUCUUUGUGAGAGUGAAGUACACUAGCAUUUUGGUCUUCUCGAUAGACCAAUUCAAUAGAAUUAGCGUUUUAUGCCUUCUGUUAUUGGCUUGGCAUUUGACCAUCAUGACAUUCCCAAACCUCUAUUUUAGUGACUGUUACCAAUAACUAUCCCAAGUCCCACAACAUCAUCUGAAUGUUUUCUGAGUUUACAUCAGUUAUUUUAGGGGUAUUUUUUUUUAAAGCUCUGCUUUUUGCAUGUUCCCUAGGAUUACUGCACUUAGAAUACUCCAUUUACAUCGAUACAUUUAAAAGAAGGAAUUAUGAUGAUUCCUGCUCAGAAGUUUCAUGGGCAGUAUUGCAACAUUUCCAUUCUCUCCUCUACCCUCUGUAUCACAAAAGAAGCUUUAGAUAUGAAAUUUUGUUAGACAUUAUCUGGAAAGAGACAGUGAUGAAGAUAAAGGUGAAAGAGAGAGAGAGACAGACAGGUGGAAACAGAAACAGAAAAAGAAAAAGAAGAGGGAGGGAAGGAGAGAAGGAAAGAAACAGGGAAAGAGGGAGAAAGAGAAGAGAGAAGAAAGAAAAGAGUGAAAAGCAGGAGAAAGGAAUAAGAAAGAAGAGACAAAGAGAGAGAAAAAGGAGAGGGAGGAAAAAGGAGACAGGAAAAGAGGGAGACAGAAAAGAGAAGGGAAGAAGGGUAGAGAAAAGAAUUUCCAAGCCAAGAAAGGUAUUAUUUGUGGAUAAUUCAUUAUAUUUUAAAUAUUCCUUUUAAAAAGUAUAUGAUAGCUUAGGGGGUGCUUAGGUUUUGACUUUGUCAUUUUAAGUAAAGAAUGUAGAUUUAUCUUCUGUGACAUUUGGUACCCAUCACUCCUCAAAUUCUCAACAUGGCUCUCCCUGAGGGACCUGCUGUUUUGGGGAAUUCUAGCCAUCAGAAAAGCAUACAACAAGUUUGUCUUUUGAUUCAUUCCAAAUUAUCAUGUAUCAUCUCUGUUCAGUCAAAAUGCACUCCUUGGAAGUGUGGGGAAUAAAAGCCCCUUCCAGACACACACAACUAGAGACACUGAGUUGGUUUCAUAAACUUCUGGGAAAUCCCAUGCCACAUAAGUGAAAUCUCCACUAAGACCAUUUCCUCCUCUUUUCUCUUACUGACCUUAUAAGAGAAAUAAGAAGAUAAAAAGCAAUUGAUCGCUGAGGUUUUUAUCAGUUCAACAUUCCAUACCUCUGUAAACUAUUGGUAUAAGCUUAAAUUCUGGGUCCAGGGUCACCUCCUCCCCCACCCCACCCCCAAAAAAAAGUGCCUUCUGAAAUAUUUUCCUUGUAGCAUGGACCUGGCUUUCUUGUUUUUCCCUGCCCUCCAGGUACUGUUUGGACAAUGCCUGCCAACAUUUUGCAUUUAACCUUAGGGGAAGGGAGUGGUCUUUUAGCAACUCAGGCUGUAGAAAAUAUGGUGUCCACCAAGCUUAAUGUUUCUCAGUAGAAUGGCAACCACAGGACAAAAGGACAAUUUACCUUUCAUUGUGUUUUAGAGUAAGGUCAGGUUUGUCCUUGCUUGGAUAAGUAUUAAUAUUUCUUCAUUGGAGAAGGAACCAAAUGCUAGCAAUGAAAUAAAAUCAGAAGUCAAGAAAUUCUAUUGGAUUCCCAAUUACCCUACUCAGACUUAGCUGUGUAGUUGUAAUUUCUCUCUUUUCUAAGAAAAUGAAAUAACAUGGGAAUUGGAGGGAGGAGUUUUAAUUGAUUUCCUAAGACAGUUUAAUAUUUGGAUAUUUUAUACUUUAUGUGUGUAUGUAAAUUGAAGUGGAUGUCUGUAGGGUGAGUGAUUUGGGUGCAUGGAGUUAUAGAAUGGGUGGAAGUAAAUGGAGUGAUUAUUCUGUGUUUUUUGGUUUGCUUCAAGUAUGAAGCAAGCAAUACUUGUGUCUAUUAAUAUUCCCUGUCAGCCGGUCUGAUAGUGUUGUAAAUUUACGUUUUUGGCAAGACAUUGACCUUAAGUUCUAGAUUUUUAGAGUAGAACUGUUCUACUGUGAAUCAGCCUUUUUUUUUUUUUUUCUGUCUGCCUUGGCUUCCUCACAAAGGAUAAAAAGAACCUUGUGAACAACAGCAGUGACUUCAGGGAUGGAGAAGGGGGACUGCAGAUCUCCAAAAUGGAUCCUCUCAACAAUCCCUCAACCACCAUAUCAAGCUCUGCUCGCCAUCCUUCCUACCUCCAUCCUAACCUUAGGCUCACAUUCAAUUUAAUAUUUGAAUAUUAAUUUAAAAGUGACAUCUUGAACAGCAGAAGAUGAGGCCCAUGGUCUCCAGUUGCUGUUUCCACACUCCCAACCUCAGAAGAGCAGAUAUAAUCUGGAUACACCUUAUUGUUUCUAAGGACUUCUGUUAUACAGGGACCUUCACCAUCUGCACUGCUAUUGUUUCUUAAAAAUGCCCAAUGCUCAAAAGGACAGAACAAACACCUUCCUGUCUACCCUCUACAAUGUUCCCAUUUUCUUAGACAGUGUUCAUACAGGACUGCCGUUGGAAUAUUGAGGAAUAUGGAUGCUUAAUAAUGUCUUCACACUAUGUGUUGUAGAGUAGUAUGUGCCUUGAAAUGGGUAUGUCACUGUUGGUGAGGGUUGGGGGCAAAAAAUCAUAUUUAUUCACUUUCCUGGAGCUUUUUUUUAAAAUAAACUAAACAAAUGUAGGCUAAAAAUAUGGCAUUGUUCAUUGAUUCUUCAAACCAUAUUGAUCAGAAGUCAAGUCUACCAGGAUUUCUUUCCAGAAGCAAUUUGGAGAAUAAAGUAGAUUUGAUACCAAACACAAAUAA